This is a messenger RNA of Cannabis sativa, 1515 nucleotides long. RefSeq lists its product as uncharacterized. Bases 1 to 1515 code for a protein of 504 amino acids. The record is from RefSeq and is a predicted model, not a curated record. The transcript has 3 exons. Lineage: Eukaryota; Viridiplantae; Streptophyta; Magnoliopsida; Rosales; Cannabaceae.
AUGGUCGCUAUGCAAAAAGCUAUGGAGACAGCAGGAAUCCACGUGCAUCCAAAGGCUAUGCCUCCAAGACCAUGCAAAACACAGGAAGAGUCUUUGCCAAGUACCCAAAGACAUUCAAAGAAGAAGGCCUCAAAAACCAAAAAAGUUGAUGAUGGACAACAACUAGCACUACUCCAAGCUGGGACACGAACUGGAACUCCUUUUUGGAAUGAGCUACAGCAAGAAGGAGCUACCAACCUCCAAGACUUCCAAAAAAGGGUUCAAAAAUACAUCAACUUGAAAGAGCCGCAGAUAGUGGCCUACAGCGGGUAUUAUCCAACUGGUGGACCAGGAUACAUGCCAGGAACGCAACUGCCUAGAGUUGUCCUCCCCAUUACACCACAGACAGAUGAAAUACAGUUUUCGACGACCCCAGGAUAUACUCAAAACCUCACUCUUGCUCUAGCUCAAUCUAACCUUGGAGCGCCAACGAAUAAUCCCACCUCCAGGAUGACUGCACAACUCCCAACUCAAUCUGCACCAGCCACACGUAUGGUGGGAGCCCCUCCAAAGCUCCCGAAGCAAGAGAUCCUUAAAAGAACUCGUGGAUACACAAGAACGAGUGUACUUCGUAACCUAGGAAACACUCAUUACUGGAAGCCUCCCCCUUUGUACCGAGAUAGCUCUCGGAGAGACCCCAACAAAAGGUGUGAUUACCACAACGAUAUUGGUCACAACACUAACGAAUGCAAGAAUUUAAAGGAUGAAAUCGAGAGCUCAAUUCGAUUAGGCCAUUUAUAUGAAUGGAUCAAAAACAGGUUACCACACCUAAAUCCUGGACAAAUUGAAGUCCAAAUACCUCAAGGGGGGCCAGCAAUUGCACCAGAAGGACGAAUACCUCUUGGGGGUAUGCCCCAUCAGCAGGUGCCCGGACAACCUCCUUGGACAAAUGGAAGGGUUGCUAUGAUCUCAGGAGGUCCUCACAUAGGAGGGACCACGAGAAAUGAGUUGAAGUGUUAUGUCAAGGCUCUAAAGCAUGAUGGGGAGAUAUGGGAAGUUAGUCAACUUCUGGCCCAAAGACUGAGACCUAUGGAUCAACCCAUCACCUUCACGGAGGAAGAUGCUAAGCUAGUACGUUUCCUGCAUCCUGACCCCUUAGUCAUUGAAACCCUAAUUGCGAACAAAAUUGUACCCAGAAUAUUGGUGGACAACGAGAGUUUGGUGAACCUAUUGUUUAAGGAGGCUUUCACGGCCAUCGGGCUCACUGAUCGAGACCUCUCCCCAAGCGGUUCAAAACUCACGAGAUUUAACAGGACUACACUCGUUCCUAUGGGAAAGGUUAGACUCCCCGUUACUCUAUGUCUGGACACUCCACAAAGUACGUUCAAGUAUUGUACCUUUGUGGUAGUAGAUUGCCCCACUGCUUACAACGCUCUUCUAGGCCGUCUAGCCUUAGUUGACUUUAGAGCGGUCACUUCCAUCAAGCACUUGUGCCUUAAGUUUCCCACUCAGACGGCUGGAAUAAGAACGGUCUAG